AUGGGAAAUCUUGGAGACCUGUCGCCGCAAGGCAGUAUUGCGGUCGGAGUGAUUGUGGGGUUGGUGUCGACGAGUCUACAAGCCAUCGGACUGACGCUUCAGCGCAAGUCUCACCUUCUUGAGGACGAGAAACCGCUGUUCGAGGGUCGUCGACCGCCUUAUAAGCGCCGUCGAUGGCAACUAGGUAUGGGCAUGUUUGUGGUCUCCAAUAUCGUUGGAAGCACCAUCCAGAUCACAACGCUACCUCUACCGGUGCUCUCCACGCUCCAAGCGUCUGGACUAGUCUUCAACACGAUAUUUGCGACUUUGAUCCUUGGAGAGCCGUUUACACGAUAUUCAUUUGCCGGAACUGUCCUAGUAUGUGCUGGUGCGGUGUUGAUUGCGACCUUUGGCGCCAUCAGUGAGCCGCCACAUACGCUGAUUCAGCUGCUUGAACUUUUAAUGCGCCGUCCGUUCCUUGUCUGGCUGGCCAUGACCUUGGUCGUCGUCGGGUUGAUUCUUGCAUGUUCCAAAAUGGUCAAGUACUGCAUUCCUGGAUCGAGGGUUAAACCCACAGCCCCGGGCUUGAUAACGCCAAAGGUACAGCGACUCCAGGCACGGAUAAAACUUUUUCGGGGAAUGUGCUACGGCGCUGUCAGUGGUAUACUUUCGGCCCAUUCCUUACUGCUAGCCAAAUCAGCUGUCGAGCUGCUGGUGCGGACAGUGAUCGACCGCGCGAACCAGUUCAAUCGCUGGCAAUCAUGGGUCAUUUUACUGGGCAUGAUCACUCUAGCUCUCACACAGCUUUUCUAUCUACACCGAGGUCUGAAACUUUGCAGUACGAGCGUGCUCUACCCCUUUGUGUUUUGCAUAUACAACAUUGUCGCAAUUCUGGAUGGUCUGAUCUACUUCAAACAAACCUCGCAACUGGUCGGGAUUUACGCGGCUCUCGUUGCUUUGGGAACACUGAUACUACUCAGUGGCGUCCUUUGCCUCUCGUGGCGCUUGGAGGAGGUUGACAGCACUACCGCAGUCACGAAUGUGGGCGCCACGCAGACCGGAAUCGGACCGGGCAUGGCCGUGCUUGAAGAGCACGACGUUCUGUCUCCCGGACUGCUGAACGACCAAGAAUCACAACUCGGUGAGCGCGAGCCAUUACUUCGCGGAGCCCCCCGUCCGCGACGGCUCUCGUCCGGCCGUCCUAGCCGAGAAUCUAGUGUCCCGUUCAUGCAUACUCUAGACGGACCCGACGCGGCCGACCUCAAUGCGGCUUCAAUCUGGGCCGAGCUCGAUGACUCUGACGAUGGAUCUGCGAAUCCCCACUGGCACUCACCAUAUGAGCGGCCUCGAAGUGCCAGCAGUAGUGCAGCGCUGAAUAGCUCGAUCCGCGGUCUCACGCGGCACUCGACCAUUGGCUCCACACCGCAUCGUCAUCGCUCGCGAGACGGGCGUCGUCCAGGCGCCUCGACGCACAGUGGACUCCGACGCUCAUCCGCUCCAAUGGCCACGUGGAUGGGGACGCUACGACAAAGCAGGGGCUCCCCACCCCUACAGACGACCACCGGCUACGGUGCAAUACCGGAGGGGGAAUCCAGUCCGCAGUCUGGUGAUGAGCAAGCCAGGCCGACACGAGGCUUCUCAUAUAAUUUUUUCACAGGCCCAAAAAGGACACUCGUAGGCGUAUGGCAGCAAACCCGUCAAUAUUUGUCUCCGUGGACUAGCCCGCAGGCGGGCAGUUCAGAACAUACAACCCACACUCCAGCUUGA
Penicillium oxalicum is the source of this 1746-nucleotide messenger RNA. RefSeq lists its product as uncharacterized. Gene Ontology annotation, molecular function: magnesium ion transmembrane transporter activity. The transcript has 3 exons. Gene Ontology annotation, cellular component: membrane. Lineage: Eukaryota; Fungi; Ascomycota; Eurotiomycetes; Eurotiales; Aspergillaceae. The record is from RefSeq and is a predicted model, not a curated record. The coding region runs from base 1 to 1746 and encodes 581 amino acids. Gene Ontology annotation, biological process: magnesium ion transport.